AUGCUGCACCUCGCCCGACAGCCACCGGUACGCCCAACGGCUCCGCCGAUGAUCCAGUGCCUCCACCUCGUAACCGCGGCCACGCUUGCUUAUUGCCGAACAUCUCAGCUUGCUUCAACCACCCGUAUGGCCAAGUACUCCGCGAUUGAUUGA
Molecule: messenger RNA, 153 nt
Organism: Puccinia triticina
Lineage: Eukaryota; Fungi; Basidiomycota; Pucciniomycetes; Pucciniales; Pucciniaceae
Exons: 2
Coding region: 1-153 (50 amino acids)
Source: RefSeq, a predicted model, not a curated record